Messenger RNA from Paramecium pentaurelia, 736 nucleotides. NCBI's taxonomy places the organism in Eukaryota, Ciliophora, Oligohymenophorea, Peniculida, Parameciidae. The record is from the annotation of a GenBank genome assembly.
AAUGCAACCAAAUGAUCCUAAGACUUACAAGCCACUCAAAUAAAUUGAUAAAAACUAGAGAGGAUAUGGUUUAAAAUAAAUUGCCUAAAUGACUCUUGGUUCAGGUAAUAUGUUGUUGGCAGUUGAAUUACCAAAUGGAGAAGAUUUAAAUGAAUGGUUGGCUGUCAACACAAUUGAAUUUUAUAAUGAGAUUUCAAUUCUAUAUGGUACACUUGUAGAAUUCUGCACUCCUGAACUUUGUCCAAUUAUGUCAGCUGGCCCUAAGUAAUUUUUGAAAUUAUUGUUUCAAGAUAUGAAUAUCUAUGGGCAGAUGGAUAGAAUGUUAAAACACCUCUUAAAGUCUCUGCCUCAGAAUACAUUGAUUAUUUAAUGACAUGGGUAGAGAACUAACUUAAUAAUGAUUCUUUAUUUCCAUGUUAAAUUGGUAAUUUAUACAUUUUAUUAAGGAAUUCCAUUUCCAAAAACAUUUUUGUCUGUUGUAAAAGUUAUCUUUAAGAGAUUAUUUAGAGUUUAUGCUCAUAUUUAUCACUCCCAUUUUUAGCAUAUUAUGGCACUUGAAUUAGAAUAUCAUUUGAAUACUUGUUUCAAACAUUUCAUUUAUUUUAUUGGUAUUUAUAUGCAUUGAAUUUAGAUGAAUUCAAAUUAGUUGAAGAUAAAGAACUUGCUCCAUUGGCAGAGUUGAUAUAGUAAUUCAAAGCAAGAAAGGAGAAUCCAACCAUGAAUUAGGGUGUGUGAU